Molecule: messenger RNA, 6763 nt
Organism: Elgaria multicarinata webbii
Lineage: Eukaryota; Metazoa; Chordata; Lepidosauria; Squamata; Anguidae
Gene: CDC42EP5
Product: CDC42 effector protein 5
Exons: 3
Coding region: 484-1161 (225 amino acids)
Biological process (GO): positive regulation of pseudopodium assembly; positive regulation of actin filament polymerization; regulation of cell shape
Cellular component (GO): membrane; cytoplasm
Molecular function (GO): small GTPase binding
Source: RefSeq, a predicted model, not a curated record
UUGCAUCUCCUGAUCCCUUCUCAAGGGAUUGGUUGUGAUUGGGGAAAGUCCUCUCUUCUGUUCUCAUCAGAACAAUCCCUUCUACACAGUUCAAUAAGUUAGCAGGUAUAAAUAAAUAAAAUUCCGGGCCACCACCCAAGAGGGGAGGAGUGAAAACUCGUGGGUGAAGGAAAUAGAGAGAGAGAAAGAGCCGAGAGGCGGACAAAUGAAAAGAGCGAAAAGGAGAAACUUUCUGAAGAUUUCUGAGAACUGUGAGCAAACUUCCCGGACUUGUUGGGAAAAAAAGUGGCACCAGGAUCAAGCUCCAAACACUGGGAGGAUAUAAAGUUUCGUGGCUCGGCUGCAUUUGGCACUGCCUCUUGGCGGAGGCAGCGGAUCGGGGCGACUACAAAAGCAGGAAAAGAGACAGGGACAUUCUUCUGAGUCACCCGGAGUUGCGGGAAAAGGGCGGCCGGAGCGUUGGGGCUUGUUUCCUUUGCAAAGAUGCCCAUCCUCAAGCAGUCCCCUGUCUCCCAUUCCAAGAAGCGGCCCCGUCUGGAUCGGGCUAUGAUCAGCGCCCCCUUGGGGGAUUUCCGGCACACGAUGCACAUUGGCCGUGGCGGCGAUGCCUUUGGCGACACGUCUUUCCUCAGCAACCACGGGGGCUCCAAAGCCAACGGGCUGCCACCUGAUGUGGCCGCGUCCCCUGGGACCUUCUCUGGUCCUGGAGAUACUUCUGGCCGCUUUGAGCUGCAGUCUCCUCUGGGCAGCGGAAACGGCGUGGUUCAGAGCCCAGCCACAUCGACCCCUGAUGGCAGCUUUGUGGUACUGCAUCAGCCAGAGACGCCUGAGAGGCAGCCCACCAACGGAGGAGGCUGGGACCUGCAACAGAAUUUCUCCUGGGAGAGCCCCACGUUGGAACACGCUGAAUCCCUUCUCUCGUUCCAGCUGGACUUGGGGCCUUCCAUCUUGGAGGAUGUGCUGGGAGUGAUGGAUAAAGAUUGGGACAGUGUCAAGGGGCAGGAACAGGAACCCUUGAGGUGUGAGAGCUUGAGUCCAGUGGAUCGCCUCCACCAAGGUGGCAAAGAAGAAGAAAAAGACGAGCAAGAAGAUGAAGAAGAGGACGACGAAGGGCAGGGCUACAGUUUUGAAGAUGAACAGGACGAAGAGAUUGGGCUAUAGGAGGGAUGCUGGCCUUGCGUCUCUGGUUUCUCCUCCCCCACCAACAAGACUUGAGUCCUCUUCUGUAGAGUUUCUCAGCCCCUCCGACAACUGGCAGCGGCGUCUGGCAGCGCAUGGGCCAAAGACGGCCAACAACAGACUGUUUCUGGGCCCAAUGCUUCUCUGUCUUCCCCGCGAAAGAGCCUUUUAACCUUCAAAUCCCACCUGGCUGAGUUCUAGAGGAAAGUGAGGCACACGGGCUGCACUUCCGAUGUGAUUCUGGCGCUCUCCCUUACCGUGUGAAGAAAAGCAUCUCACUGGUCUCGGGUUCUUCAGAAGGAGGAGCUUCACCUCUUGCUACUCUAUCAUCACAUCACUAUUGUGAUCGCGGUCUUAGACUCCAUUACGGAAUGCCGUCUCUGAGAAACGUGCUUCCAAUACGCACUCCAAACGCCAGCUCUCUCCCCCACUCUCCUGUUUAUUUGACUCCCCCCAAGGCCUGGGAGGAGGGUACAAAUCCUUUGAUGUACUGAAAGAUGCAUUGGGGUCUCAAGCUGCCCCAUCCGUUGGGGUCAACGAAGUGGCACAGAGUUGAUUCCUCUAGAAGACCUUCUCGUCCAUUCAUCUCGACCGCCACUUCUCAACCGUUCAUUCUCUUGCAAUCUGACUGUGAUUCUCCACUCAGCUCUUGGGUUCUCUUUCUCAGCUUGGAACAUUUUUUGAGAAAGAGAUGGAAGGACUGUUGGGCUGAUAAUUCUAUUUUCCCAUCCAUCUGUCAAGUUAACAGGUGGCACAUGGGUGGAAAGAAGGACGGACAGAGAAGAAUGACAUGUAGAUUUUUUAAAAAUUAUCUUUCAGUCUCCAUCUCCAACUCUGUAUCGGCCAAUCCUUGUUUUGUUUUCCUAUGCAACUUCUACAUGUAUGUAGACAUACAUCUAUUUAUUUACCUGUCCACAAUUCUCUUUUUCCAUCUGCUUAUCCCAGUGGACUGUUCAGAUACCCAUUCACUGAUUAUUUAUCUUUCGCAUUAGUCAGUACAUCCAUGUACCUGUAUAUCCAGGAGUAGUACUGCCUACACUGCAAGGCCUCUUGCUAUGGGAUUUAUGCUUUGAUCUUGCGUAAGACUGGUCUUGAGGAAGACACCGAAGAGCUUCAGAGAGGAUGUUGAGGAUGGGGUUUGGGGGUGAGAGAGGGAGGAGGCAUUUCCUUACAUGCCUUCUCAAGGGGAUAGUCGAGAGAAGAGGGGCAGGAUGAUUGGAUGAAGAAUGUUUGGGGGCAUAAUGUGAACUCACUGUCAAGCAGAAUUGUAAAUAGCCACUCCCCUGGUCACCUAUGGUGACUUGUAGCAAUUACCGGCAGGUGACCAAGCAGAAAAUAUUUUGUACAUUGUAAGAGAGGUGUUUUUCUGUUUUUGUUGGUUUUGUUUUGCUUUUUCCCUCCUUCAAGUCACUGCUAUGCAAAAAAAAAAAAGACUGACAAAGCUAUUUGUGGGCAAGCUGACUGGAACAUUCCCUGCCUUUUUUUGUUUUGUUUUUUGGCUAGUAUCUCUUUUGUAGAUUUAUUUGCAAAGGUCAAAACUUGGAAAGCUCAGGUGGACGAUGCGCACAUCUGUUUUCUUUUCAAAGCUGUGAUGGGGUCAGGGUGACACGACAGGGCUGCACCAACAGACGGCAGCUCCAUCAAAUGUGAACUGGACAGCUUUUCCGUAAGGCGCUUUGAAGCCAUAUGCAAUUUAGUGGACUAGAGGUGGUGAUAACUGGAGAGGAAUUUGCUGGCUGAUAAUUCGCCAGCAGAUCUUUUUUAAAAAAAAACCAAACCCCCCCUCCCAAAAAAAAACCCCAACCCAUGAUUCCAGGUCCUCAUUCAUUAACUGGACCGUUUAUCCUUUUGCCCCUCAGUUAAUUUCCCUGUGUUUUGUUUUAAAUGACAUUCCAUCGCAGACACCUUUUCCUCCCUAACCCUGUCUGUCUGGACAUUGUUAGCAGAAAUUUGUUUUGACCCUGGCUGUCUCCUACCUGUCCGCACGUUAGAGCAGUAUGACAAUGGAGCUAGUUACUUAGGGAGGUUGUGGGCUCUCCCACACUAGAGGCCUUCAAGAGGCGGCUGGACAAGCAUCUGUCAGGGAUGCUUUAGGGUGGAUUCCUGCAUUGAGCAGGGGGUUGGACUCGAUGGCCUUGUAGGCCCAUUCCAACUCUGCUAUUCUAUGAUUCUAUGUUAUCAAGAGGUCAGUGGUAAGCAGUUUGAAAGUCAAACUACCCCUUCACUGAAUCAUCUGUGUCUUAUUGCCCUUCCCAGCCCUCUGUCUGGUGCUGGCUAAUGUGUUUAUUCAUUGUGCUCCUGUGAUCAUGGAUAUCUAACCACUGCACAGCCAAGAUCACCUUGUAUUGGCAAGGGGAUUUCAGAGUUAGGAAAAGGUGGCGACCAGUUCCUUAGGUGCUUGCUUAGGAAGGCUGGCCUCCAACCCGUGUUAGCAGUUCUUUCUUUCUUGUGUUUUGUGGACUUAUUCAUGAAUCAAAAUGGAAAAGGUCUCUCGGUCCUGCAUGCCACCUUACACGAAGCUUGCAUUAUCCAGAUGUGAGUUUCCCCCUUUUGCCCCUCCCACAUAAUGGGGACGAUGCCUAAAUGUAUCAAGAUGAAAAUAGGGGUGGUGGUCCCCAGCUUGUAAUUGCUGCCAACGCUGCCACUUGCUCGUAUCUAUAGAUGGGCAAGCUUCUGGGAUGGCACAGGGCAUUUCGUUCUACUUGUACCCCGGCUCUCUUGCAAGGGAAAAGGUUAAUUUUGGAAGGGGAAGACUAGCUGUCAGUGAUCUUGACUUGCACACCUAUUAGAAUAAGCGGUAUGUGUGUGCUCUGCCUAAUUUUAAAAACCCUCUGCAUACAAUCAGUGCAGACCUCUGGCAAAAGCCGUCUGUCUUUUCCCAGGCAGCCUGCUGUGUGGGAAAUGAGAGAGAUUCAGGCCCCGUCCAGAAGACGCCUUAAACCAUGGCUUUAAUCAUGGUGGUUAAGCCAGAAAGCUGGGCUGCAUUCAGAAGACACCUUAAACUACGGCUUUAACCAUGGUGAAUAAAGCAAAAAGCCUUAUUCACCAUGGUUAAAGCCGUGGUUUAAGGUGUCUUUUGAACGGGCCCAAAAGGGGAUAGCAGAAAGAGGAAAGUGGCAACUCACCCACUUUUGACUCUGCCCACUGCUGGAUUUUGCCCUGCUUGCCAGCAGCAUGCAGUCUCCGAGAAAUUCAGGGAAACAGCAAGAGGGAAAGACACUAAAGUGUCACAAAACGGGAGUGAAGAUAUUCUCAAGUGCCUGGGAAAACGUUUUAUUGGGCCCAACGCGUCUUGGAAAUAAAUUUCCUUCCUCGGGGGGCCACUGAUCUCUCUCCAAAUAUCCCACAGAAAAUCUUGGCGAUGCUUCUGGUGUUUCAAAACGCUCCGACAGAUUACCCACAAGGGAAUUUGGCCCUUGACAGGGAAAUCUUUGCCCGGGCACCUAUUAGAGAAUUAGCCCAUCGUGGGUGCUGGGAAGACUUGCCUUUUGAUUUCAUUUCAAUAUGUUGUAUCUACCAGUAUAGAACUGGGUUGAGAGUCUUAAAAGGGGGUGGUACUAGGGCUCCUCGGGAGAGAAUUGGUGUGUGAUGUGUUGCGGGGCUGGGGGAGCUUAAGGCGACGGGAAUCUCCGUUAUCUGGGAAAGGACGGGGAGUUUUAAGUGAAUGAGGUGGGACAAAGGAAGUUGGUUGGGUUUUCCAGGAAGGGAGUAGAGUGAAGACAGAGCCAGUUGUGGUGGCUGCUAGGUUCCCAUGCAUAUUCUACAGCAGCUGUCCCCACCCUGAUUCCUCCAUAUGGUUUGGACGGCACCAUUGGCCAUGCUGAGUGAGAAUGAUGGGAGCUGUAGUCCAACGCAUUUGGAGGGCACCAGUUUGGGGAAGGCUGCUCUAGAACAUUGGUCUCCCUCUCCAUGCUUGAAUUUAUUGUGGAUGGAGAUAAGUAGGGGGUCUUUAAUGAAACCCAUGAGCCCCCACCAAGUUCGGCCAAAUCAUGCCCCCCUAAAAACAGUAGCUAAGGGGGCUUUUGCAAAAGUAGGGGCAGGAUUUUUUUGGGGGGGAGCUGUAACUUCGAGCACUGUGGUUGGCUGUGACCUACGCCUGGAUUGCACACUAACCACUGGCGCCGCUACCAUUUAUGGCUGAGGAAGUGUUCUAGAACACUGGUCUUCAAAAAGAGCAGUAGAAAAGGAGGAGGAGGAGGAGAGGGUGGUGAUGCUGAAAGCGACAAGUAGAAAGACUGGAGGGUGGAGAAGGGGAUCAAGGUGAAGAUACGUCUACACAGCAGACUUACAAAUGGUUCCAAACUAGUUUUAACUCCUCUCCCCCCCCCCUCACCCCAACUUUUUGGAAUUGUAGCUUAGUGCUAAAAAAAAAUCCCCCAUUGGGUUGCUCAACACCCAUGCACCCACUCCAACACACACUACAAUUCCCAGGGAGAAGGGAUGGCUUAAACCAGUACAUCUACUGGUAGGAGUGUAGAAGUUGCGCAGCUCCUACUCCCCAUUCUGAAAGGCUGAGAUGCCUCUUUUCUAAGGCUUAGUUAUUGGGCCUGUUCAGAAGACACCUUAGACCCUGCUGGUUAAGGCUUUCAGUUAAGCAGCAGGGUUAGUGGCUCUAACCGUGGCUUAAAGUGUUGUGUCCAACAGCGUGGCUUGUGGAUAGUGCUAACCCCCAGAGAACCACAGUUUCGCUAACCACAGAGCCUGAAGUGUCAUCUGAACAGGCCCACAGCCAGUAAGAGCUUUAAGCUAAAAUAUGCUGGUGUUUUUGCCCUAACCUCCUUUUGCCUGUGGCUCCGCCCCCCAUUUACCCUCAACCCCGCCCCUUCUGGAAUGCGGCCCCCGAGAAUUUCUCUGGAAUGGCAUGUGGCCCUUGACCUAGAAAAGGUUCAGCACCCCUGGUCUCCGGUAUCGAUACGCUCCAAAGAGGAGAAGAGCGUUGAUCACAGCACCAGAAGGAUCAGUGAGUCUCUUGAAACGGAGAGCUGGGAUUCCUGCGGCUUCUCUGAAGGGUGUGGUGAGGGGAAAUGGGUGGUGAAGCUGAAAAGUUUUAAAUGCUCCUUCCUACUGGAUGCCCUCGGUUAUUGUGUAACCUCAAAUCGUCCUUUCCUCUCACUCUGAACUCUGUUUAUCUCCAUGUUUAGACAUGGGAAAUGUGAAAAAUGAUUUCCUGUGGAGACUCUGUGUGCCUCUCUGACAUUGUUUUAAGCUGUUCCAAGCAGGCCUGCAUUGAAGUCCAGCCGCCGACUGCAACAGAGAUUGGCCCUGGGCUCUGGCCUCCAUUUCCUCUGGAGGGUAAAACCUCCAAUUCUUCUCCUCAUUUGUUCACCCCUCAGAUUCAAGCCAGAAACCUCAUCCUUUGAGGCCAGUGCCUUUUUUUUUUUGCGAUCCCCGUGGCCACUGCAGCAAGAUAGUUCUAUAUGUACAUUUAUUAUUUUGUAAUAGCCUAUUGUAUGGAUUCCUGCGUAAGAAAAUGUCUAUAUACCCCCCCCUUCGCCACAUUAUGUUAAUUUUCAUCUUACUAGCAGAACAUUUGUACAGCGACCAAAAAGUGUUUGAUAUUUCUUGUAAUUAAAAGCAAAUUAGU